UCAAUGUCGUUUUGUGAGGCUCUGAUUUCAUUGCAGACAAAUGGCCUUUUCUCUCCUCGAAUGCCACAAAUGGCACAAAAAGACUAUUCUCCAGUUCUCCACUAAAACCCCCCGAUAAAACACUAGCUAUCUUUUUGGAUAGCAGUCUUAUCUCGAUUUGUCCCAUGUACAGUUCUCAGCUGUGCAGUUCCUCAUAAUCCCUUUCAAAUUCCUGGAAUUCAAUUUCCCAAAGAAAGCUUUUGUUUAUUAAUUCACCAUUUUUUCUGUUUCUCUCUGAGUUUAUCCUCAUCCUCCUUACUCUAAUUUUUUUUUUUUUUUGUUGUUGGAUUUUUUAAAAUUUUAAAUAAAUUCCUAUCAUUUGAGAUCAUUGUUCUUCAGAUGGGUAUACUGUGAAUUUGGAUUUCUAGGAAGUAUCAUCUGGGAAGAAGUAUAGGCACGCUGUAGAUUCUCUGUUUCUGCUAUUCUGUUUUUCUACUAUUAUAUUUGUAGUUAAUUGGAAAGAUUUGAAAAUUAAGUGCAAUUCUAGGAGAUGCGGAGCUCGAUUAUUUAAAUUGUUUAUACAUAUCUUGUAAUUCCCUGCAAAUAAUUGAUUAAUACUACAAGUCCGUCUGACGGAUAGAGAGAGAGAGCAAUUGUGGGUAUUUAUAAAUUCAUCUUUUUUGCUAAAAGGGAAAAAAAAGGUUGCUGUUCGAUUUAUUAUUAUUAAUUGUUUUUUAUUCGUUCUUGGUAGAAAAAUCAUUUUGAUUUUGGUUCUCGUUUCCAUUAAUUAUUUUUUUUUCACUCUUUUUGGGCAACGAUCCAAGUGAAGAGAGACAAAAGCAAAGUAACGAACACAACAUUAAAGCAAAGGAAAAGGUAAAAAAAAAAAAAAAUUACGUACACAAACAAAUAGGCUUUUUGGCUCUUUCUGCUUGAGUAGUUUACAAGGAGAAAUGAGGCGUGCUUCUUGCCAACUAAUCUUAUACCUUAAUGGGAAUUGUACAAAAUAGUCUUCUUCUUGGUGGGGCUCGUUGAGACGUGCUAAACACAUCUUGUAAACCUUAAAAAGCGAAAUCCAUCGCUCUCUUCACCACUUUUUAUAAAAAGAUUUCAAAUUUGGGUGACUAAAUCCUUUUAGUUGGUGGGUUUAGGAGAAUUGGGUUGAAAUAGAGCUUAUCUAUAAAACUUGUGAGAGAUUUUUGUGUUGAAGGAAAAGGUGAGAUGGGCUCCUAUGGACGGCUUGCAAGGAGGGUUUUGGAGACUGAGAUGCCAGUCAUGGUUCAGAUACAGGAAUUGAUCCGAGGAGACAAAAAUGUCGUGUCUUUGGCCCAGGGGGUCGUUUAUUGGCAACCACCUGAAGAGGCAGUAGAAAAGUUGCAACAACGUUUGUGGGAUCCUUUAAUCAGUCGUUAUGGUGCUGAUGAGGGUAUUCCUGAACUGAGGGAGGCAUUGACACAGAAGUUGCGAAAUGAAAAUAAAUUGGUGAACUCUUCAGUUAUGGUUACUGCAGGUGCAAAUCAGGCGUUUGUGAAUCUCGUUCUUACACUGUGUGAUGCUGGGGAUUCUGUAGUUAUGUUUGCUCCAUACUAUUUCAAUGCCUACAUGUCCUUCCAGAUGACAGGUGUAACUAAUAUUUUAGUGGGCCCUGGUAAUCCGAAGACGCUUCAUCCAGAUGCAGAUUGGUUGGAGAGGACAUUAUUGAAAACUAGACCAGUUCCGAAGGUUGUGACUGUUGUUAACCCUGGUAAUCCUAGUGGGACAUACAUUCCAGAGCCCCUCCUUAAGAGGAUCUCUGAUCUAUGCAGAGAAGCUGGAUCCUGGCUUAUUGUAGACAAUACGUAUGAAUAUUUCAUGUAUGACGGUCUAAAACAUUCCUGUGUAGAAGGUGACCAUGUUGUCAACAUUUUUUCCUUCUCAAAAGCCUAUGGGAUGAUGGGAUGGCGAGUUGGAUAUAUUGCAUAUCCAUCAGGAGUGGAGGGUGUUGGAACUCAACUCCUCAAAGUUCAGGAUAAUAUACCAAUCUGUGCUUCAUUAAUUUCACAGUACCUUGCGCUCUACUCCUUGGAAGUCGGACCCGAGUGGGUGAGUGAACGAGUGAAAGAUCUAGUCAAGAACAGAGAAAUCCUUUUGAAAGCUCUCUCCCCAUUAGGCGAAGGUGCUGUGAAAGGUGGAGAAGGCGCACUUUACCUAUGGGCUAAACUUCCUGACAAAUAUCUUGAUGAUACUAAAGUAGUUCGCUGGCUCGCUACGAGGCAUGGGGUGGUUGUGAUUCCAGGAGAUGCUUGUGGAUGUCCGGGGCAUCUUAGGAUCUCUUUUGGGGGCUUGAUUGAGGCUGAUUGUAAAGCUGCUGCAGAGAGGCUGAAGAAAGGUUUGGAAGAACUACUGAACCAUGGAAUGGUGGAGACCGAGUGAUUGUUUUACAACCACUGGAUGCUGAACUGGGUAUCUAUUGCCAGUUUGUUCAAAUUUACGACUGGCGCAGUGCAUUUGAAUAAUCGGAGGAUUAUCUACCUGGCGAAUGAAUUAUCUAAAAAUAGAACAAUUGUUCGCUAGUAAAAAUGUAAUGACAUUAGAAUAAUGAAAUCAAUAAUAUUUCAGUUAUGCAUUUUGUUAAGCAA
Jatropha curcas is the source of this 2597-nucleotide messenger RNA. RefSeq names its product Pyridoxal phosphate (PLP)-dependent transferases superfamily protein. The record is from RefSeq and is a predicted model, not a curated record. Gene Ontology annotation, molecular function: transaminase activity; pyridoxal phosphate binding. Lineage: Eukaryota; Viridiplantae; Streptophyta; Magnoliopsida; Malpighiales; Euphorbiaceae. Gene Ontology annotation, biological process: biosynthetic process; amino acid metabolic process.